UGGACACGUGGAACACCUGCCAGAGAGCAGGGGCGGGGUUAUCUCCGACAGCAGGUCCAAACGCAGGAUACCCUAGAGAUGGGGGUCACGGGAAGACCCCAGGGAGCAGAGAGAGGGACACUCGCUCCUCUUAUCCCUGAUCCACUCCAAACAAGGUUUAAUAUAACAUAUCUUAUCAUGGUUUUUCUCUGCCCCUUCUCAAAUCAUCAACAGUAGAAAAAGAAGAAAACAUGUCAGGACACAAAUGCAGUUAUUCCUGGGAGCUGCAGGACCGGUUUGCUCAAGAUAAGUCAGUUGUCAACAAGAUGCAACAGAAGUAUUGGGAAACGAAGCAGGCCUUUAUCAAGGCCACAGGGAAGAAGGAAGAUGAGCAUGUUGUUGCCUCUGAUGCAGACCUGGAUGCCAAGCUAGAGUUAUUCCAUUCAAUUCAAAGAACCUGUUUGGACUUGUCUAAAGCAAUUGUACUCUAUCAAAAGAGAAUAUGUUUCUUGUCUCAAGAAGAAAAUGAACUGGGAAAAUUUCUCCGAUCCCAAGGCUUCCAAGAUAAAACCCGAGCAGGAAAAAUGAUGCAAGCCACCGGCAAGGCCCUCUGCUUUUCCUCCCAGCAAAGGUUGGCUUUGCGAAACCCUUUGUGUCGAUUUCACCAAGAAGUGGAGACUUUUAGACAUCGGGCCAUCUCGGAUACCUGGUUGACAGUGAACCGCAUGGAGCAGUGCCGGACAGAAUAUAGAGGGGCGUUAUUAUGGAUGAAGGACGUGUCUCAGGAACUUGAUCCAGACCUCUACAAGCAAAUGGAGAAGUUCAGGAAGGUACAGACACAAGUACGCCUUGCAAAAAAAAACUUUGACAAAUUGAAGAUGGAUGUGUGUCAAAAGGUGGAUCUCCUUGGAGCAAGCAGAUGCAAUCUCUUAUCUCACAUGCUAGCAACGUACCAGACCACUCUGCUCCACUUUUGGGAAAAAACUUCUCACACCAUGGCAGCCAUCCAUGAAAGCUUCAAAGGUUACCAACCGUAUGAAUUCACAACGUUAAAGAGCUUACAAGACCCCAUGAAGAAGCUAGUUGAGAAAGAAGGGAAGAAGAGCACACGGAGGGAAAGCCUGGAGGCUGUGGCCCAGGAGCCGAGGCAAUUAAUUUCUUUGGAGGAUGAGAACCAGCACAAAGAAUCGUCUACUUGUAAGACUGAAGAUGGAAAAGGUAUUUUGUCAUCUGUAGACAAAAGCUCUGCACAUGAUGCAUGCUCAGGACCAAUAGAUGAACUACUAGAUGUGAAACCUGAAGAAGCCUGCCUGGGUCCCAUGGCAGAGACCCCAGACCCCGAAUGUGGGGACAAGGAUGAGCUCGUGCUGUUGAAUGAGAUUUUCAGUGCCUCCUGCCUGGACGAAGGGGAGUUCAGUCGAGAGUGGGCUGCCGUCUUCGGAGAGGACCGGCUGAAGGAGACGGCCCCCGUGGGGGCCCAGGGAGAGCCAGACCCCAAGCCCCAGACAGGCUCUGGAUUCCUUCCUUCGCAGCUUUUAGACCAAAACAUGAAAGAUCUACAGGCUUCUCUCCAAGGCUGGUCAGAGAGCAAUGUCAGUCCUCAUACUCCAUGGCCAGCACCACAGACAAGCAAUUCAAAUGACAGCAGCGCUGCACUGAAAGAGCCUGCCAAGGCUGCCUCGGACCUGACUGCCUGGUUCAGCCUCUUUGCUGACCUCGACCCCUUAUCAAAUCCUGAUGCUGUUGGGAAAACCGAUAAAGAACACGAAUUGCUCAAUGCAUGAGUCUGCAACCUUCAACAGGGAGCCCUCGGGCCACUCCACAGCACCUCAUCCAAGGCUUGCAGAAGUCUGACGUGCUCAGUAUGCUGUUUUAAUAUUUACGUGCCAUUUUAAUAAAAGGAGAGGGUCAAGGCCCUGUUUCUAUCGGUA
Molecule: messenger RNA, 1910 nt
Organism: Peromyscus eremicus (cactus mouse)
Lineage: Eukaryota; Metazoa; Chordata; Mammalia; Rodentia; Cricetidae
Gene: Ica1
Product: islet cell autoantigen 1
Exons: 15
Coding region: 231-1763 (510 amino acids)
Biological process (GO): regulation of transport
Cellular component (GO): Golgi apparatus
Molecular function (GO): protein domain specific binding
Source: RefSeq, a predicted model, not a curated record